Amyelois transitella is the source of this 1860-nucleotide messenger RNA. RefSeq names its product ADP-ribosylation factor-like protein 3. NCBI's taxonomy places the organism in Eukaryota, Metazoa, Arthropoda, Insecta, Lepidoptera, Pyralidae. Gene Ontology annotation, molecular function: GTP binding; GTPase activity. Gene Ontology annotation, biological process: cilium assembly. The record is from RefSeq and is a predicted model, not a curated record. The transcript has 5 exons. Gene Ontology annotation, cellular component: microtubule cytoskeleton; cytoplasm. Bases 127 to 672 code for a protein of 181 amino acids.
GGUACUUGUUUGUUAUUACACCGUUGCUAUGGUGACGAUAAUUGUCAACAAUUUGAUUCGAUUUGCUGCUCUUUUCAGAAAUAAUUCAAUUAUGUUCAAGUAUUUGAAUUAAAUAGAACUUACAAUAUGGGUUUACUCAGUAUUCUGAAGAAGCUUCGUUCAAAUCCUGAGAAGGAAUUGCGUUUGCUACUAUUAGGCCUUGAUAAUGCUGGGAAAACAACCUUAUUAAAGCAGCUUGCUUCAGAAGACGUAGACCAUGUAACUCCUACUGCUGGAUUUAAUAUAAAAUCAGUGCUUUCCAGUGGAUUCAAAUUGAAUGUGUGGGAUAUAGGAGGGCAGAGGAAGAUCAGGCCUUAUUGGAGGAAUUAUUUUGAAAAUACUGAUAUACUUAUUUAUGUAGUGGACUGCUCUGACCAUCAACGUCUCGAGGAGACCAGUCAGGAGUUAGCCGAGCUGCUUCAAGACGAUAAGUUGCGAGCAGUUCCUCUACUGGUAUAUGCCAACAAGCAGGAUUUGGCUACAGCAUUACCUGCCAGCGAUGUAGCUCAGCAUCUCGGUCUACAUUUGAUCAGGGAUCGCACUUGGCAGAUCCAGGCCUGUGUGGCUACGGACGGCACCGGAGUUAAGGAAGGCAUGGAAUGGGUGUGCAAGAAUAUACCGGUAAAGAAAUAGUCAUGUUAAUAUCACCUACAUACUUAGAAUAUGUAAGUGGAUAUAUGGAAUGGUUAAUUAUCUAGUCACAUAUAAUUUUACUACACUAUAAUAUAUAUUCUAGUCAAAAAUGGGUAUAAAACAAAUAUAGGAUUGGGUUCUUACUUCAUAUAUUGUAUUAUUUUUAUUGUAACAACGAGUUUUUGUACACGAAGGAGCUUUAAUUAAAUAUUUAUUUUACUGUAAUGUAACAUUUAAAAUUUGUAAAGUACAAUAGGCGUACUUAAUGCUAAUAGCAUUUUCUAACAAUUGGGUUAAUAUAUCAUUUUAAUUAUUAAUCGGCUUUUAAAAUUAUUUAUAAUCUUGUAUAACUUAAACGAAGUUCGCGAUAUUAAAAAAAAAUAUUAUUAUUAAAAUAAAAAAAAUCCGUCCAGUAGCAAGAGUUACUAUAAAUUUAUUUUUAAAUAAGUAUUAAAAAUAAUACAUAUUAAUAAAUUUAUUUACUAUAAUUUUAAAUAAGUACUAGAAUUAAUACAUGUUAAUAAAUUUAUUUAUGAAUUAUUUUUAUUUAUGUUAAUGUUAUGUACCGACGUUAUGAUUAGAAUACAAUGAAACCCAUGUUCAUCUUCCUAGUAUCAGUAUUAUGAUUAGAAUAUAAAGAGAGCUAUGUUCAUCUGUGUAAUAGACAUAAAUCAAACUAAUGGUUUUGUUUACCAAAAAAUUUGUUAUCUAACUAUAAAAUUAUGGGUCAGACCUUUCGGUCGAUUCAAAGAAAACCAAAAUAUCUGAAUUAGAUUCUUUAUUUUAGAGUCACUACAAAGAACAGCAUUGUAAGAUGGUCACGUACACCAUCCAUAUCUAACCAGUAUAUAAACUGGCACUCGCCCCCUCCAUAGGCAGAUUUUUUGUAACAUCACUCACGUGAACAUCUAUAUUCGGGUCUCUCUCGCUCUUUGUGCGUAACUGUGUAGUCUUAGUCCGUAGUGUCUUGUGUAAAUAAUAAUUGUAUCUUCAAAUUAAUUAAAGUAAUUUAGUGAAGUACAAGAGUUUGAUUCCUGGUCCUCUCCGAAGACAACAGCAGGGAUAUAACAAGCAAAUUGGUGUCAGAAGUGGGACGGGUUGGAUUUCGUUGGUAUAAAAGACGAAAGUUGGCUUCAGCUAUUUAUCAACCCAUCAUAAACACAAGGAGAAACGCAGAAAGACGACAUC